UGCUUUGGGAGACACUCACCUGAGAUCAGAGAGUCAGCAUCAGUAUGCACUUGAACUGUGAUUGGAUCUUCUUUCCUUGAGCUCAAGCAAUUUAUGACCGCAAUGUUGAAUUUGCCAUGAUAAAAAAGAUUAAACCUUGGAAUUUCUCUUGCUGUUUUUCUUGGACUUCAUUGUGUAUACUGUGAAGAUGAAAGCUUUGCUUUGGGAGACACACCUGAGAUUGUAUAAUUCCGUCUCCAGGAAUCGCGUGCGAGUCUGCUCGCAGAGCCCACGCAGGGCGUCAGAUCUGGUUACACUUCCGAAAGAUUAAUCUAGUGCAGAGCAUGUGGCUUUGCCUGCUUCUGUGACAUGUACCAGAUGCUACUGCUCCGAGCCAAACAUCUUCUGCUUCAGUUUAUUGCUGGGAAGUAGAUGAUGCCUGCGACAAAUGAGAGAGUGUCCAUUUGAUCUCUCUCUCUCUCUCUCUCUGAGACUAAUGCACUUUCUUCUACCGCCUCACUUGCUCACAACGCUUGCUUACAGGGGAAGAAUGCUCUGCUGGGGAAUCUUUGGAAGGUGAUGGAGUUGGUGGGCUUGUUGGGAAAAAUCCCAAGUUCUUGACAGGAGAAGGAACGGGAGAAAGCAAAAUCUCACCUUUCUCACUAUUCUCUUCUUCUUCGUUCUGUUCCUCUCUCAGUCUCUCUCUCUCUCUGUGACGCGCACGCACGCACAUUCUUAUACGUGCGUGUGUAUAUAUAAAUAUAUCUUUUUCGUCUGUGGUUUCUUGCCACCGUCGAGGGGUUUGGGGAGUCGCGGAAGGCUUACCAUCGCGUGGGAGGAGAGGGGUUUGAGAGCUGACGGAGAAUGAGAGAAGGCUUCGAAGAUGGGCAAUUGCGGAACCAGAGAGGAGAAUGCCGUCGUCGCCGCUCACGCGCAAGUUCAGCAGCUUCAAAUGUUCCAAAUACCUGUUAAGAAUGCCCCUCCAGAGAAAAAACAUACUCGAACUCUCUCAGACAUAAGUGAUCCUUCGACCCCUCGACACAUUGAGGAUUCGAGAAACAUUGCAAUAUACACUGAUGUGAUUGCGUUCACAUUGUUCGAGCUUGAGACUAUUACAAAAAGCUUCCGGGCGGAUUAUGUUCUUGGUGAAGGAGGGUUUGGCACUGUCUACAAGGGCUAUAUAGACGAAAAUGUGAGAGUGGGUCUCAAAUCGCUUCCGGUUGCCGUCAAGGUCCUCGACAAGGAUGGUCACCAGGGACACAGAGAAUGGCUUACAGAGGUUAAUUUUCUAGGACAAUUGAGGCAUCCUAAUCUAGUGAAGUUGAUUGGAUACUGCUGCGAAGAUGAUCAUAGGCUGCUCGUCUACGAGUUCAUGUUCCGUGGAAGUCUGGAGAACCACUUGUUUCGAAAGACAGCGGCUCCACUAUCUUGGGCCACAAGAAUGUCAAUUGCACUUGGUGCUGCUAAAGGGCUAGCUUUCCUUCAUAAUGCUGAAAGACCUGUUAUUUAUCGAGAUUUUAAGACUUCAAAUAUUUUAUUGGACUCUGAUUACACAGCCAAGCUCUCCGAUUUUGGUCUUGCAAAGGCUGGUCCAGAGGGUGAUGAGACCCAUGUAUCGACAAGGGUAAUGGGAACCUAUGGCUAUGCUGCGCCCGAGUAUGUGAUGACAGGUCACUUGACAGCCAGGAGUGAUGUUUACAGCUUUGGAGUUGUCCUUCUCGAACUCUUGACAGGACGGCGAUCCGUGGACAAGACACGCCCAAGCAAGGAGCAGAGCUUGGUCGAUUGGGCUCGUCCCAAGCUCAACGACAAGAGGAAGCUGCUCCAAGUCCUCGACCCCAGGUUGGACGAUCAGUACUCGGUGAGAGCUGCCCAGAAGGCUUGUAGCCUGGCAUACUACUGCUUGAGCCACAACCCAAAAGCAAGGCCUCUUAUGAGCGACGUCGUGGAGACACUCCAGCCUCUGCAAGCGAGCAGCGGCAGCGAGAGCUCAUUUCAGGCACUCGGAAGUAGUGUGCUUCCCGAUCGCAGGGUGCACCACAGGCUUGCAGGAAGCAGCAUCAGCUGCAAGCCGACUCCGAAUGUGCAAUGUUCGCCAGGUGCUCUUCCAGCCUGCAGGGUCAAGUGAGUCUAUUGCUCUACUCUCUGGUUUGCAGAGGUCAUUGUAUAUGGACUAUCUUGUUGUGCUUGCUUGUGUGGGUUUUGCUUCUUCUUCCACUUUGUUUCCAUGUAAAUCUCAUCUCAUUACUGUCCUGUUUGCAAGAUCUUUACUCCUAAUCAGUGUUUUAUGUAUUUUAACUGAGCCAAACCUUGCCAAAUGGGCUAGGUUUGUUCUGGAAAUGAAAGCCAGUUGGAGCAGGAAGACCUGAAUUGUACUCUGAAA
Molecule: messenger RNA, 2362 nt
Organism: Musa acuminata subsp. malaccensis (wild Malaysian banana)
Lineage: Eukaryota; Viridiplantae; Streptophyta; Magnoliopsida; Zingiberales; Musaceae
Product: probable serine/threonine-protein kinase PBL8
Biological process (GO): protein phosphorylation
Molecular function (GO): protein kinase activity; ATP binding
Source: RefSeq, a predicted model, not a curated record